AUGUGGACUUAUUUAGCUACUUGGAUCACCCCCACCUCCCUCUUCAUCCUCAUCAACGUCGUCAUCGCCACCAUCGUCAUCACUUCCCGCCGCCAUCUCCACGACGGCCCCGCCCUCCUACGCCACCCUUCCUUCCUAGACAGAGUCAAGUCCUUCAACCUCUACCCCUACCACUCCGACCACCACCCCAAUCCAGACCCUCCAACCCGACUCGACCGAGCUCCAUCGGUGUUGGAUCGCCUCAAAUCCAUCACCCUCUACAGAUCCGAUUCAAAUCACGAACCGGAAACGCCACAGCCGGUAGCAGAACAGAGCCCGGAAAAGACCCACCACGACCAUUCCGUCAGCCGGAGCAAAUCCGACACCAAACCCCACGCUCCAACGACGAGCUUCCGGGCGAAAUUGCAGAAAUCGCUGAGCGAGAAGCUGUCAUGGACGUCGUUCACUAGGGCGGAUACAGCGGCGCAGGACGAAACAGAGGAAUCAGUAAGCGAAAUUGAAUGGCGUCGUCCGGCGACAACGAUGGCGGAGAUUGGAGAACCAAAAACGCCGGAAGCUGCCGACGAGGAGGAGGAGGUGGAUGUGAGAGCUGACGAUUUCAUCAACAAAUUCAAGCAGCAGCUGAAAUUGCAGAGGCUGGAAUCUCUGUUGCGUUACAGAGACAUGAUUAAAGGCAAAAAACAUUAA
Cucurbita pepo subsp. pepo (vegetable marrow) is the source of this 687-nucleotide messenger RNA. RefSeq names its product pathogen-associated molecular patterns-induced protein A70. The record is from RefSeq and is a predicted model, not a curated record. Lineage: Eukaryota; Viridiplantae; Streptophyta; Magnoliopsida; Cucurbitales; Cucurbitaceae.